CUUGUUUGAAAACGAUAUCGUACCGAAGAAAGAAGGUUGGCACAACAUGGAAAGUGGAUUGUCUAUUUAUUUAAUAAUUUGACGAAGAAGAAUAAUAAAUUGACACGGUGCUAUUAAAUAAUUUGCAAUGAAAAAUAAAGGUUAAUAUCAUUUGAUUGGUCUGAAGCUAAUGAAAGGAAAAAUGGUUGGGAAGGAAGCAGCAGUUUAUGUCUUAUUGUUUGGCCUAGUUUUUCAGACAACCUUUGGAUUUCUAGAAACUCUUGGAAUCCGAGCAAAACGUUCACUUGGUACGGUGGAAAGUUGCCACGAACUUUCAAAAAAGUUUGAAAAUUGUACUUCAAAGUUGAGUUGGAAUCUUAGAGAUUUACCGAGUUUCACUAACUGUCAUAGAAAAGACAGUUUAAAUUCCAGCAUUUGCGUGGAAAAUGCAUUGUGCAAAAAGAGUGAAUUCAUGGACUGGGAUGCUUUUGAAAAUAAAGCUGUUUCAUGUCCCAAGGAUGAGACAAUGAAGAAAGUAUUAUUUCUGAAGAUUUUAUGCUCUUCAAAAGGUACUUGUGUGAAGGGUCUGAUUCAGAAUUAUUUAGUUCAUAGAGCUGAUUGGAAUAAUUCAACAAAGUUACUUCAUCAUUUCAAUUCAUCUUCAGUUGCAUGUUGCUUUGGGUCAUUGAUAAAUCUCUAUAAUGCUUCGGGAAAUGUGACAGAGCUACUUCAAUCAACAUGGGUGAUGUCUGGAUUAAAAGUUCCACAAAAAUGUCUUAUAUCCAAGCAGAUUGAAAGAAAAGUUAAUACUACUUUAGUGUCAUCCACAACUCAGCCUUCUACUUUAAAGACAACUCAAAAUACCAAAACAUCUCUGGAGACAAGUUCACAGGAUAUAAAAACCACACAGGUAACAAAGAUUGAAACAACAACCAAGGUUACGGAAACAAAAGUACCAGCCAAAAAGUCUUCUUCAGGAAUCUCUUCAAAACUCAAAGCAAGUUUGGUUAUUGCUUCAAUAAUAUUCAUAGUUUUGGCUGUUGUGGUUACUAGAUUUGUUUAUCAUCGCAUUCAAAGAAGGAAAAUGGCAAAGUAUGAAGACUAUGGAUACAGCCAGCUGAAAGUUAUUUUAGACGACAAUCUUUAUGAAGACGACGAAGAUGAUGAUGAUCAACUACUCUCUGCAACAUAGCCUAACCACUGGGUCAUAAAUCAAAUAUGAAUUACAAUUGCAGCAUUUUCCAGAAUGUCAAAAAGACUGAGAAACACAUAGAAAAGUUGUUUUUUAAGUAAAAUGCAGAGUAGCUAGUUAUUUGGGUGCUUAACUGGUUUAGCUGCUCUGCAAAGUUGGAACAUGAAGUUAUUUUAAAUGUUGUUAUUCAUGGAUGGAAAUUUCCAUAAGAUGUCACUAAUUCAUAAAAUUUUAAAACAUUUGUCUGUGACUUUCUUUAUGUGGCUCAUGAACAUUUGCCUUAUUUGAAUGAAGCAAGUCUUGAUGUUUAAACACCAACCCCCUAAUAUAUCCACAAUUUUUCAAAAAACACAAGUAGGGACAGCCGUAAAUUUAAUUUGGUUGUCCCUUUCAGAUGGUUUUAUGUUAUUUCUUGUCUCACUGCACUAAUGGCUUACUGCACAGACUGAUUCUUUUGUGCAAGAAAGAGACAUCAUGCUGCACAACUUGCCUAAUUACACCCUCUUUAAUGGCCAGCAUCAUAAGCUUUAUGAUUUGUCAGCUUGGUGUUGUUGAUAUUGUUAAUUCAUCGAUUCCUCAGGUAUUUAUGUUGUUCAACAUUUUUUGCUAGAUUUGUAUAGUUUCACCUCUGAAAGAUGCCAGAUGCCAGGUGACGAAUUGUUUAUUUACCAGGUUUAGCAUCAUUAGAAUUCGGACAAUUUUAAGGAAAUUAGUAGAAUUUAAAAGUAGAUUUUCCAUUUUUAGUCAUGUGCAGGAUGACUGUUAGUAGUGACUCUAGAGAUUUACUCUUAAAUUACCUUUACUGCAUGUUGGUAAAAUUAUCUUUGCCCUUUGCUUAUUAGCAUAGGACAUUUUAGUUCCAAAGAUUUGGUUACCUAUUAUUAGAUGUCAAUAUCCUACAAACUGCUGCUUUUCAAAUUGUAUUUUGUUCCUAAACGUGACAUACAUAUGAUCUCCCUUGUGGAAACAUGCUCUUCAGAUAAUACUAUCUUAUAUGCAUCAGUGUGGUUAAGACUUUAACAUUCGGGGGGGGGGGGGCAUUUUUUUAUCAACAUAUAGAAAUGUCUAUAUUAAAAAUAAUGUACAGAGAUAAAACACCUCUCAUGUGAAAGAUAGUUAUUAGGUGACAUGUUCACAUUUUCAAGCUCAGUUUUGCAAACGUUUUGGUUCAAGACCCUCUAGAAAAUUGAAGGGCCAGGCCCUCUUUCUACCCCCUGAUUAUAUGUAGCCUCAUGGAAAUAUGAAGCAUUACGGGCACAUGUAGGCCAAAAAGGGGAACCUCCAAGAUCUGCAAAUGGGUAUUUUUCUUUGGUUUCUGAAAAGUGGGGGCACAUGCCCUUGUUCCUAUACCUGUGCCUAGUUUUUUUUCAAAAUAGUCCAUAGUUGUAUAUAGAAAAUUUGAAAGUAUUCCUGUAAUUUGAGAUUCUGCUUGAAAAUAUGUUGAAAAUGUUUACUUGUUGUUUUCAAUAGUAGAGUAUAUAUAAGAACAUAUAAUAUGCUGUAAAUUUGCUUCAUGAAUUGAAUGAUCAUUUUCUGAAAGUUUC
This is a messenger RNA of Rhopilema esculentum, 2715 nucleotides long. RefSeq lists its product as uncharacterized. NCBI's taxonomy places the organism in Eukaryota, Metazoa, Cnidaria, Scyphozoa, Rhizostomeae, Rhizostomatidae. The record is from RefSeq and is a predicted model, not a curated record.